UCACACUCCGAUCUCCUUGCAAAGAACAAUGAGGCGGUGAUUGCCGAGCGACUUUCGCAAGUCGAAGAAAAGCAAUCUGCCCAGGCGCAGACGUUGGAGGAAAAUCUGAAGGCACAAAUGCAAAACGACAUAGACGCUGCCUCCAGCAGUCUCCAGCAAAAAGUGAAAACGAAC
Amoebophrya sp. A25 is the source of this 174-nucleotide messenger RNA. Lineage: Eukaryota; Dinophyceae; Syndiniales; Amoebophryaceae. The record is from the annotation of a GenBank genome assembly.